AUGUCUCCUUUACCACCACCGACUUCGAUUAACUCGAGCGGCUUUGCGACUGCUCUUGAGCUUUAUCCGUCUCUCGUUGAGAAUGUCUACAAGUCUAAACUAAAAGAUGUCAAGAAGCUCAACGAAGCUCUUGAGAGGGACAAGUGGCGUUUCGAAGAGUUACCUCUUUCAAUCCCCAUCCUGAAUGGAGGGAAGGAGAGCAAGGCUGGGAAGUCACAAAAACGAGUGAGCUUGUCAAAGGCAAUUGUGGAGAGAUUGGUUCAGUGGAAAAUCACACAUGGCCACUCACGUCCCUUUCUUCCAGCAAUGAUUCGCAAGAACGACGCUGCAGCCGUCGAGGAGCAGACUGCUCUGGCGUAUGAGAAGUUAGGAGGCUCGCCUUCAACUUCAGCACCGUCGACCGCCACUCUAAUUGCGGCUCUAGAUUCAGCUUGCAAGCUUACUGGCAUUGGCCCAGCUACGGGCACUUUAAUAUUGGCCGUCUAUGAUCCCAAGUACAUUCCGUUCUUUCAAGAUGAGAUGUUCUUGUGGUUCUUUCCUGACCAUAAAGACGCGAAGCUGAAGUACACCCAGAAAGAGUAUUUGCAGCUUUAUGAUGCUGUGGCUCCUGUGUUGAAGAAGUUAGGGGUCAAAGCUGUUGACCUGGAGAAGGUAGCAUAUGUUCUUGGGCACAAAGAAUUGCUUGAACCCACAGAUCUCUCCAAGCUCGAAGAAGCACUUGGGGGGAAUAGUGACAAUGCUACCAAGAAGCCUGCUGUCAAGAAGGCUGAGAGCAGCCCCAAGUCAGACGCUGCUCCAUCUAAACCAGCAAAGGGUACGAAAAGAGGUGCAGAGACGUCACAGCAUUCUGAAGAGUCAACUUCGAAGCGGCAGACACGGCGGAACAGAAGCUAG
Messenger RNA from Exophiala bonariae, 894 nucleotides. RefSeq lists its product as uncharacterized. The coding region runs from base 1 to 894 and encodes 297 amino acids. NCBI's taxonomy places the organism in Eukaryota, Fungi, Ascomycota, Eurotiomycetes, Chaetothyriales, Herpotrichiellaceae. The transcript has 2 exons. The record is from RefSeq and is a predicted model, not a curated record.